Messenger RNA from Corythoichthys intestinalis (scribbled pipefish), 2923 nucleotides. RefSeq names its product solute carrier family 30 member 9 (gene slc30a9). The record is from RefSeq and is a predicted model, not a curated record. Bases 521 to 2200 code for a protein of 559 amino acids. Lineage: Eukaryota; Metazoa; Chordata; Actinopteri; Syngnathiformes; Syngnathidae. The transcript has 17 exons. Gene Ontology annotation, biological process: intracellular zinc ion homeostasis; zinc ion transport; transmembrane transport. Gene Ontology annotation, cellular component: endoplasmic reticulum; membrane. Gene Ontology annotation, molecular function: monoatomic cation transmembrane transporter activity.
ACAGUGUCACGGGUCACGUGUUCAUUAUGUUUGUAGCACUUGCAGUUUGUCCAUAGAUUAGCAAAAAUGGACCCUAGUUACUAUGCCGAACAAACAUCACCGUAAAUUGGUAUGACCUUUGUCAAAAAUAUUGUCCGAGCGCAGUCGCUACUUUGGUGUUUGUGAGACGAGUAAAUAGCUAGACGGCUCUUCGUCUUCCAAGUAGUGCGAGGUGGUAGCUCGUUCGCCGAAUUUUAAUACCAGACUCAUUCGGUUUUAGCGCUUUAGCAGUGUUAGCCUAACCGGUUAAAACUGUUUUGUUGACCUCAUCAUCAACUACAACAUCCAAGUGAAGUAUCGUCAGAGGCGUCAUUUCUGUGCGUUCGGUUUCGCUCCGGUUCUAAACGAUGUCAUGCCUGGAGUGGCGACGAUUUUGGAGUUAAUCUGUUUGAAUGAGUUUAAAUCGGCAUGAGGAGGUAGAAGAACUCACCGGGGUUGAUUUUGUGUGACAUUUGCUAGUUGGUCUACAUCAAUAGCCGGGAUGCUUCCCAGCCUGGCCCACAGACCGUGGCAGGUCUUCUGCAGAGUCUCCUGGCGGCACAACGCGAGCUUCCCCCAGCCGUACCUCGGUUGGCAAACAGGGGGUAAAUCUAGCUCAUGGUUCAGACCCCUCAACUGUCGCGUUGCCUCGCUCGGAGCGGCCAAGGUCCACUUCUACUCCACUUUAGGAAGCAAAGAUGGACCUCCAACAUCUCCAUCGAAUACAACUGAAAAAGUGAAACCCAACAUAACCAUGACAGGCUCUUUAAUUAAGGGGCUGACAAAAGCAGAGAAGAUUCAAGUAAAAGUCCGGGCCGUCCUGAAGAAGCGUGAAUAUGGCGCCAAGUACACGCAGAAUAACUUCAUCACAGCCGUCCGAGCCAUGAAUGAGUUCUGUCUAAAACCGAGUGACUUGGAGCAUCUUCGCAAGAUCCGAAGACGCAGCCCUCACGAUGACACUGAAGCCUUCACAGUGUUCCUACGCUCGGAUGUGGAGGCAAAAGCCCUGGAUGUGUGGGGAAGCCAAGAAGCUCUGGCAAGGGAGAGAAAUCUCCGGAAGGAAGUGGAAAGAGAGUACCAAGAAAAUAUCUUUCGUAGUCAACAGCUAUUGAAAGAAUACAAAGACUUUUGGGGAAACACAAAGCCUCGAUCAGGCAAAAGGACAACAUUUCUACAAGGCCCAGGCAAAGUAGUCAUGGUCGCUAUUUGCAUAAAUGGUUUAAACUUCUUUUUUAAACUGCUCGCAUGGGUCUACACGGGCUCGGCGAGCAUGUUCUCCGAGGCCAUCCACUCUCUAGCUGACACCUGCAAUCAGGCCCUGCUGGCUCUGGGCAUAAGCCAGUCAGUGCGCAACCCUGACGCCGGGCAUCCGUAUGGCUUUUCCAACAUGCGCUACAUCGCCUCCCUCAUCAGCGGUGUGGGCAUUUUUAUGAUGGGUGCUGGCCUCUCCUGGUACCAUGGAAUUAUGGGACUUCUGCACCCAGAACCUAUUGAGUCUUUACUAUGGGCAUACUGCAUUUUGGCAGGUUCCCUGGUGUCAGAAGGAGCCACACUACUGGUAGCCAUCAAUGAGAUAAAGAGAAGUGCUCAAAACCAUGGACUCUCCUUCUAUGAAUAUGUAAUGCAGAGUCGAGACCCAAGCACCAACGUUGUGCUUCUUGAGGACACCGCUGCUGUGCUCGGUGUUAUUAUGGCCGCUGGCUGCAUGGGACUCACAUCGCUUACAGGCAAUCCCUACUACGACAGUCUGGGCUCAUUGGGAGUGGGAACGCUUCUUGGCACAGUGUCAGCCUUCCUUAUCUACACCAACACAGAGGCACUGUUGGGACGCUCCAUUCAGGCCGAGCGUGUCCAGAAACUCACAGAGUUCUUGGAAAAUGACCCUGCCGUGAGAGCUAUCCACGACGUGAAGGCCACCGACAUGGGACUUAGCAAAGUGCGCUUUAAAGCAGAAGUCGACUUCGAUGGCCGAGUGGUGACCCGCUCUUAUCUGGAAAAGCAAGACAUUGACCAAAUCCUCAAUGAUAUUCAGCAGGUGAAGACGCCAGAAGAUCUGGAGAACUUUAUGCUGAAACAUGGUGAGAACAUCAUUGACACCCUUGGCGCUGAGGUGGACCGCUUGGAGAAGGAACUCAAGCAACGUAACCCAGAGGUCCGCCAUGUAGACUUGGAGAUCUUAUAGUAACACUGGCGUGAUGCUGAAGUACCUUAAAGAUGAAGAAGAGGCAAAAGGACGAGCAUGCCUGCCUCUGCCCGUCCAGCUCUCAUUCCUAACUACAAGCUCUGCCUCCUCACAGGCCUCCAUACGACGACACUUCAACUUUAUUGUGAAAAGUUAACGGUACCAAAUAGGUUUAACAUAAUCAUGUUUUCCUCUCAUUUCAGCACAGGUAUGACUGUUUUUAUAGAAUAUUCCUCUCUAAUAACUUAAACAUGACAUCAUGUUACAAAUCAAACUACCUUAAACAGCCAACCACUUUACUUGAUAUAGAUUAGUACGAUUUAUUGCAAAUCGUGUGUAUAAAAGUGUUUAAGUUUAAAUAAUAAGCUAUGACUAAACUGAACAGAAAAACAAUCAAAGCACAUGACAUCAGUACAUAACGGGUUUUGGUAUUUUUUAAUCUGACAAAGUAAGAAGAGUUCUUUAGCUGUUCUGAAGACGCUAUUUGCCUCUUUGGGCAAAAUAUUAUGCAUUGAGUUUUGCUUUGCCCCUUUUCCGCUUGGUGUGCUGCCAUGUUUUUAUUUUGAAACCCAGCUUUAUCGGGGCCACAGUCAUUUCAUUUGAGUUAGUGAAGAGCGUAGUCCUAUAUUUGACCUAUGUGUGUGGGGAGGCGGGAUGUAUACCGCACUGAUGCAGGAGUUGGAACAAAUUUACAGAAAUAAUUUAUUAAAUUAUUUUGAUUUC